AUGGCUGCUCCUAUACCGCUCGCGAUGGUACCUUCCACGACAUCAUUCCCUACUCUUCAUCAUCUUGGCAACUCCUCAAGCGGUAACUUCUCCAGUUGCAACGCUACGUCUCUCCAACCUUCUACACUCUUCUUCACUGGAUUCCAAGCUGGACACAUUAUCUACAUGAUUGCGGCAUUAGCAGGUGUCAUUGUUUCAAACGCCUGUCUGGCCAUCCGCCUUGCCUCUAUUAAGGAGACUCGUUCCCUGCUGAAGCUUGCGCUGGUGCACAUCAUCGUCAUAAUUAUCUACGCUCUAGGCUGCAUCUUCUGCAUGUCCGCCUGCCUCUUGUACUUCGGACAUACCAUAUAUAACCAAAGUUCCUGCGAAGGAGCGAUAUUCCUCGGCCUGGUAUUCUACCUGGGACAGAAGGCCUUUCUCUACCUCUUCCUUGUCGAACGCACGCAUAGUGUACAGAAGAAGGUUCUCACUAGGCUACAAGAUAAGAUCUACUUGUCCGGACUUGCAAUGGUGCUUGUUGGCUUCACCGGUAUCGUGGUAACGACAUUCUUCUACCACGUUGCAGUGUAUAACACGGACCAGAGAGUCUGUCACAUCGGACUGACACGACAAAUUGCAAGUGUGUUUCUGACUUGGGACAUUUUCGUCAAUAUCUUCCUCACGGCUGUUUUCUUGAAGCGUUGCGGACCUUACAUGUCCCGCGGCUAUCUACACACUUUCGUCACGCCAGCAAUCAAGGGCACGCUGGAGAAGCUGACGUUUUUCCGGUACGCAUUCGCCGCCGAACAAGAGCAGAGCAUGGGAAUACAGCAGAAAGCACUAGUGAAAGUCAUACAAAAGGCAGUCUGGGGAUGUCUGGCGCUUGUUCCGUCAACGGUAAUCAACUUCGCCCUGCUCAUAUACUUCGCGGGCCGGCAACAGGCUUGGUUCUUUUUCACGUUUGCGACAUUAGGUCAGUUUCCUCAAUCACGAAAAUCAUUUCCGACACUAACAGCUUUAGAUGUUACGUGGGCAGUCCUCGUGAUUCACUGGCUUACCAAUUCACCUCAUGGAAUGUCCUCACAACCUCCGACAUCAGAACGCUUAAGAAGAACGCCGUCAAUAGAGCUCCUGCAAGUCCCGCCCAGCCCCGCCGCAGGGGACCACCUUGUUGUCAAAUGUCGGUGCCGUCGUACGUUGUCUGUGUAAAUUUGGGGACUUAGCAGGAGAAGAGAGUUAAAGUAGAAUUCAGAGAUUGACAAAUGAGAUUGUUUUG
Mollisia scopiformis is the source of this 1255-nucleotide messenger RNA. RefSeq lists its product as uncharacterized. The record is from RefSeq and is a predicted model, not a curated record. Lineage: Eukaryota; Fungi; Ascomycota; Leotiomycetes; Helotiales; Mollisiaceae. The transcript is spliced from 3 exons. The coding region runs from base 1 to 1188 and encodes 395 amino acids.